ACAAGUGGGAACCACAGCGGAGUUCUGAUGUGGCAAGAAUAUCUGACGGAGUGAAUUUUAUUUCUGCCCUUGUACGCACACUGAACAGUGGCCAUGGCUGCCACUAUCGGCUUCGCAGCACCGUGGGUUCUAAAAAAAGCAGCGAAUGGUUUUGCUCGUUCUUAUGUUCCUCUUAUCAACAGCACGUUCUCUCCCUACAAAACCCUCCGUUCUUUUCCUUUCACCUCUGCUCUUACUUUUCCAGCUUCAGGAUUAUGCCAUGUAGCACAAGCCAUAAGGGGCGAUGAUAAACAUGCUAUUGAAGAAGUGAAACAUAUUCUAGAAAUGGCUAAACGAGCAUCAUCUAGAAGAGAAGUUCUCCAUACCAAUUUUCUUACUCCUCCGGUUCUUAAGGAGUCAAUGCUCACAUUGGAAAAACUAGCUGACAUUAGAGCAGUUGCUCAGGGAGGAUACCCUCAGGCUGAGCGUUGCCGGAUUUCUAUUGGACAUCCUGACGUACUAACAAGUGAUCCAGAUGUAGUUGCAGCAUUGAGUGUCACGGGGAAUUUUGCAUUUCAACCUUGUUCUCACGGUGACUACCUUGGUGCAAUUCUUGGUACAGGGAUUGCCAGGGAGAAGCUUGGAGAUAUUAUCUUGCAGGAAGAGAAGGGAGCUCAAAUCCUCAUUGUCCCUGAACUUGUUGAUUUUGUUAUAUCCUCAUUAGACAAGGUUGGUAAUGUUUCAGUCUCUUGCACGAAGAUACCUUUAAUAUCUCUUGAUUAUGAACCACCAAGGACUCAGUCAUUUAAAACUGUAGAAGCAUCACUACGGGUCGAUGCUCUAGGCAGUGCUGGAUUUAAGAUUUCACGAUCAAAACUUGUUGACUCAAUAAGUAAAGGGGAGGUGCGUGUCAAUUGGAGCCCUGUUUCUAAAAACAACACCAUUCUCAGGACUGGUGAUGUUGUCUCGGUUAGUGGAAGAGGAAGAUUAAAGGUAGGAGAAAUAAAGACUACACGCAAGGGAAAAUUUGAAGUAGAGCUCAUUCGAUAUCUAUAAGACUUGGCAAGAAGUAAACUCUCUGAAUCAUUUUCAUGGAAUUCAGUGUUCUCUUACAAGUGACAUGUUGUCCUUCCUUGGACUCCGGGCUUUCGAUCUCUAUGCCGCGAAGUGGUUUCCCUGUGAGAGCAGAAGCUGUAUCAACUUCGAACGUUAUUAGCAAGCUUCAAUGUUAACAUGUUGGUGGGUGAGGGCUGGUGAUGAUGAACAACAUAUUGCAAUUGUAGUGUUGACUAUCAAUAAUAUUAAUUAACUGGAAAGGAAGGAAAAAAAAAAAAUCCGUCCUUGCCUAAUAAAGGCCUUAAAUUCUUUAAA
Molecule: messenger RNA, 1350 nt
Organism: Juglans regia (Persian walnut)
Lineage: Eukaryota; Viridiplantae; Streptophyta; Magnoliopsida; Fagales; Juglandaceae
Product: putative RNA-binding protein YlmH
Exons: 10
Coding region: 94-1035 (313 amino acids)
Molecular function (GO): RNA binding
Source: RefSeq, a predicted model, not a curated record